GUGGACUACAGACACAGGCAAACGUAAAUCAGUGGAAGAAAACAACAGGAUAACAAACGUUCUAGAGCCAAGGCUAUGGCCUCCCAUAAUGUCACUUUCUCUUUUAACUUCAAUAUCCCCCAACCUUCUAGAAGACUACCAAACCUUUUAACAAUGGACAUUCUCACAAUGGGAUGGACCUCCCCACUAUUUAUAUCUAUAAAAGCAAAACACAUCCAAUCUUCUUUCUAUAAUUUAUCUAUCUAGCCUUCUUUUCUUACUUACAAGUUGUGUAUGCAUAUUCCAGUCAUGAAGAUCAUUCCGGGUCUUCCUGAUGACGUUGGCCUAGAUUGUCUGAUUCGGGUCCCUUAUCAACACUUCUCAUCCAUUACAUCGGUAUGUCGGAGCUGGAAGGUAGAGAUUGAGCUGCCAGAGUUUUGGCGGUGGCGGAAGGCUGCUGGUGUAUGCCAGCAGAUCAUAGUGAUGGCACAGGCACGGGUUGACCCAACCAACAACCAUGGACUCAAGAAGUAUUCUGCUACACCGGUGUAUCGACUCACGCUUUACGAGGCAAAAACGGGUGGCUGGAGUGAGCUGCCACCAGUUCCAGGACUCUCCGAUGGGUUGCCAAUGUUUUGCCAACUUGCUGCACUGGAUUUGAAUCUGGUGGUAAUCGGAGGCUGGAACCCAGUAACUUGGGAGGUUUCAAAUGCGAUGUUCAUUUACAAUUUCGUUUCGGCCAAGUGGCGUCGCGGGACCGAUAUGCCUAGAGGUCAUAGAUCAUUCUUUGCUUGUGCAUCUGAUUCUCAUCGGAUGGUGUUUGUUGCGGGUGGACAUGACACCCAGAAAAAUGCAUUGAGAUCUACAAUGGCGUAUGACAUGACAAAAGAUGAAUGGGUCCAACUACCUGAUAUGGCAAGGGAGCGCGAUGAGUGCAAGGGGGUGUUCCACCAUGGCAAGUUCCAUGUCAUUGGUGGGUACCCCACAGAGAUGCAAGGUUGCUUUGAGAGAAGUGCCGAAGCUUUUGAUGUUGCCACAUGGCAGUGGAAGCAAGUCCAAGAGGACUUCUUGGAAACUGCCACGUGUCCAAUGACUUGCCUGGACAGUGGGGAUGGAAGACUCUUCAUGUGUCGGGCUGGUGAUGUGGAGGUCCUACAGAGUCCUAUAUGGCAAGUAGUAGCUGAACUUCCAACUGAGGUACACCAUACAUCAUACGUGACAGCAUGGCAGGACAAGUUGUUAGUGAUUGGCUGUCCAAGAUUUGGUGAGCCCCACAGAGCCUAUCUAAUAGGUUUGAAAGAUAACAACUGGACAAAAGUGGAGGCACUAGAGGAGUACUCCGGCCAUGUUCAGUCCUGCUGUUGGUUAGAGAUAUAA
Messenger RNA from Ilex paraguariensis (yerba mate), 1356 nucleotides. The record is from the annotation of a GenBank genome assembly. Lineage: Eukaryota; Viridiplantae; Streptophyta; Magnoliopsida; Aquifoliales; Aquifoliaceae.